AUGUUAACAGAACUUAUUAUAGAAAUUUGCGAAUGUGAAAGAAGAACUGAAACUGUUAGAAAAUUGCUUUCUUAAUUAUCUUAAUUUGAACCUUAUGCUGGUAAAUCAUUUUAUCAAAUUAGAGCAUUCAAAAGAAUGGACAAAAGUAGAUGUGGUGAAAUCUCAUACUAAGAUAUUAUUGAUUUUAUGCUUGAUAAUAACUGUACUCUGACAAGUUUAGAAGCAUCCUAUUUACUUUAGUAUUUAGAUUUUAAUAGAGAUGGAAGAGUUACUUAUACGGAGUAUAAAUAAAUAUCAAUUAUUUAGUUUUGCUAAAUAAAUACUACCUAAAACUGAUCUUAUUCUUAAAGAAACAGCUGCUGCUAGAGAUUCUUAUUUCGUUUUAGCUAAUAAAACAUUACCAAAUGAAGUUGAAUGGGGUUUAUACAAAAUACUACAUUAAGAAUUAUCUAAUUUUAAACAUCUCAAAAUUAUAAAAGAAUUGUGUAAAGAAUCUGUCUAAUAAACUUUCUAAAUUAUAGAUCAUUAUUAACUUGGUUAUUUCACUUCAUAACAGUAUUUAUAUAUAUUAUAUAAUUUAUAGUUUAGAAAGCUAUUUCAAAAAUAACUUUAUUCAAUAUGAUAAACAAGAUAUUAGUGCUUUCUUUCAUGCUUCUGAUAGAGAUGAAGAUAAUAAAAUUUCCAUUGUGGAAUUUAAUUAUGUCAUCAAACCAUUUCAUCCCUCUUAAAUUUUAAAAGAUAGAGAAAGAGCUUUCUACAGCACUCCUAAAAAAUAUAGAAGAAUUGAUAAUUCACCAAAACCAUAAAAUUCAUUUACUAAUGUAAGAUCAAAAUAAUUCAUUUACAAAACUCCAGUUAAAGCAGAUCUUUCUCAACCAGACUUAGAAAUCUAAAAACAACAAUUAAUUUAAUAAAGUGACUUUAAUAUCAUUGAUUUAUUCUAUCAACAGCCUAAAGCUACUCCAGAAAUGAAAUUUCGAAAAUUUUGUAAGACUAUUUUGCCAAAAAAUGCACCUCCAAAUUAUUAAACAAAACCUAUAAGUGCAAAAACAUAUUAGAUGAUGUUAAAUAUUCUUAGAUAAUGA
Molecule: messenger RNA, 1085 nt
Organism: Paramecium sonneborni
Lineage: Eukaryota; Ciliophora; Oligohymenophorea; Peniculida; Parameciidae
Source: the annotation of a GenBank genome assembly